GUGUAGCAAUUUUUUUAUAUUUUAAUUGUUUCACGAAGUUUAACCCUUCGGUAACAAACCAUCAUUGCUUCUUUGUGAUAUAACAUAGAAACUAUUUGAGUAACAACUGAAAGUCGCCUCAGCGAUAUUUUCUCUUUGGUUGACGUUGGUUGGUAACACAAUUGUAUUAUGGCCGUCGGCCGCCAUACUACGCAUGUGUUGAUUGUGGUUGAUCCAUGCGUGAUAGCGAAGAAUGUGCUAAGGUUUUGUUACUACAAUUUGAAAGAGACCGAGUGCUCUUGUGAGGACUAAUUUGAGUGUUUCUGUCACGAUAACGUAUAUAAUUUUAUUGAGCCUUAAAAGAUUCUGUUUUUCGUAAUGGCGAAUUUCAGUGACGAUAUUUUUAAUGUUUUCGAAGAAGACAAUGCAGCUUCUACCGAUACACCGUGUGUGGAUGUUAAAGAAGAAUCUCCAGUAAUGGUAAUAGAUUCGGGGGACAUAGAAUCACCUACCAGAAAUUCUAAUACAAUCUUAUCAAAACGGGAACAUGAUGACAACAGUGAAAUUGGUGGAAAGAGAGCUAAGACGGAAUCAAUAUUAGAUGAUAUCAAUAUUGAUGAACUUCGGACCAGAAUAAAAAUACACACAGUAGAAACAUUAGAGGCAUGUGUACAUGAAGUAGCAGUUCCUCCAGAUGCUGAAUAUAUACCAUUGAAAGCAAAUUCUGGAAAAGCUGCAAAAGAAUACAAGUUCAUCCUUGAUCCAUUUCAAAAAGAGGCAAUCUUGUGCAUUGAUAAUAAUCAGUCAGUACUUGUUUCAGCUCAUACUUCUGCUGGCAAAACUGUUGUUGCAGAGUACAGCAUAGCCAUGUCUCUGCGUGAUAAGCAGCGUGUGAUAUACACAACUCCUAUCAAGGCAUUGAGCAAUCAAAAAUAUCGUGAGUUUCAUGAGGAAUUCAGAGAUGUUGGUUUAGUGACGGGAGAUGUCACUAUAAAUCCAUCUGCUAGUUGUCUUAUCAUGACAACAGAGAUCUUGCGAAAUAUGCUUUACCGAGGUUCUGAAGUAAUGAGGGAAGUUGGUUGGGUUGUAUUUGAUGAAAUACAUUAUAUGAGAGAUAAAGAACGUGGUGUCGUCUGGGAGGAAACUUUGAUUCUUCUUCCAGAUAAUGUUCACUAUGUGUUCCUGUCAGCCACAAUUCCUAAUGCUCGUCAGUUUGCUGAGUGGGUUGCACAUCUUCAUCAUCAACCAUGCCACGUUGUGUAUACUGACUAUCGACCUGUUCCACUGCAGCAUUAUAUUUUUCCUGCUGGAGGGGAUGGAAUUCAUCUGGUUGUGGAUGAGCGUGGCCAGUUCAAGGAAGAUAACUUCAACAAGGCCAUGACUGUCCUGCAGAAUGCAGGAGAUGCAGCAAAAGGAGACCAAAAAGGACGUCGAGGUGGUUUCAAAGGAGAAACUAACAUAUACAAGAUUGUGAAAAUGAUAAUGGAACGCCAGUUUGCUCCUGUAAUAAUAUUCAGCUUCAGUAAAAAAGAUUUUGAAGAAAAAAAAUUAGUUGAUGAAGUAUUCAACAAUGCAAUGGAUGUUCUUUCCGAACAAGAUAGAAAACUACCUCAGGUGGAAAAUGUUUUACCUUUGUUGCGUCGAGGGAUAGGAAUUCAUCAUGGUGGUUUAUUGCCUAUUUUGAAAGAAACCAUUGAAAUAUUGUUUGCUGAAGGUCUAAUCAAGGCAUUGUUUGCAACAGAAACCUUUGCUAUGGGUUUGAAUAUGCCUGCCCGCACUGUACUUUUCAGUGCUCCUCGUAAAUUUGAUGGGAAAGAUUUUAGAUUUUUAACGUCUGGAGAAUACAUUCAGAUGUCAGGUCGAGCAGGUCGCAGAGGUUUGGACGAAAAAGGAAUAGUGAUUUUAAUGAUAGAUGAGAAGGUCAGUCCAGCAGCUGGUCGUGAGCUAGUUAAAGGAUUGCCAGAUCCAAUAAAUUCAGCAUUUCACUUAACUUAUAAUAUGGUUCUGAAUUUGUUACGUGUGGAAGAAAUUAAUCCAGAAUAUAUGCUAGAACGGAGCUUUUUUCAAUUCCAAAACCAGUCAUCAAUACCCAUAUUAUAUGAAAAAGUGCAGAAACUUCAAGAAAAACUUGAAAAAAUGAUAAUCCCCAAGGAAUCCCAAGUAGCGUCCUACCAUAGAAUAAGAGAACAAUUAGACGAACUAGGAAAGCAAUUUCAAACUUUCAUCACAAAACCUGAAUAUCUUAUACCAUUUUUGCAGCCUGGCAGAUUGGUUAAGGUGAAGACAGAGAAUGAAGAAUAUGAUUGGGGUGUUAUCAUCAACUUUAAGAAACAAAGCAAUGACGAAGGAAAGAAACGAAAUCCUGCAAAAAGUGCUCCAACUUUGCUGGUAGAUGUCUUGCUACAUGUUAUUGGUGAGAAAGAGAGUGCCAAAUUUAUCGUUGGUGGAAGUGCGCCAACACCAUGUCCUCCAGGUCAAACAGGCGAUGUAGAAGUUGUGCCUGUUCAACACAAUUUCCUUCAUAACAUUUCAUCACUUCGGAUACAUUAUCCAAAAGAUUUAAGACCACUAGAUAACAGGAAGUAUAUUCUUAAAACAAUCCAGGAAGUGAAAAAACGGUUUGAGAAAGGCAUUCCUCUUCUUAAUCCUGUUAAAGAUAUGCAUAUUAAAGAUCCUGUAUUUUUAGACGUUGUGAAGAGAAUAGAACAGUUUGAAGAAAGAUUGUACGAACAUCCCCUACAUAAUAGUGUAGAGAUGGAAGAUAUUUAUCCCAAGCAUUUGGCCAAAGUUGAGGUAGAGAAAACUCUAAAAAUAGCCAAGCAAGAUCUUAAGAAAGCAAAGUCUUUGUUGCAAAUGGAUGAAUUGAAAUGUCGUAAAAGAGUUUUGCGAAGACUUGGAUAUUGUACAGUAGCCGAUGUGAUUGAAAUGAAAGGCCGUGUUGCUUGUGAACUCAGCAGUGGAGAUGAACUUUUGAUGACAGAACUUAUUUUCAAUAACCUUUUCAAUGAUCUGAAUGUACCUCAAUGCGUCGCUUUAUUAAGUUGUUUUGUAUGUGACGAGAAGGCAAAUGAAAUGCCAAAAUUGUCAGAAGAACUCUCUGGACCUCUCAGGCAAAUGCAGGAAAUUGCUCGGCGAAUAGCACGUGUUAGUGUAGAGGCCAAGCUUGAUGUGGAUGAAGCAAAUUAUGUGGAACAGUUUAAGCCAUUUUUAAUGGAUGUUAUUCACGCUUGGUGUAAAGGAGCAUCAUUUCUCCAAAUAUGCAAAAUGACAGAUAUUUUUGAGGGGAGUAUUAUUCGCUGUAUGAGGCGACUUGAAGAAAUCCUUCGUCAGUUAUGCCAAGCUGCAAAAAAUAUUGGCAAUACAGACUUAGAAAAUAAAUUCAGUGAAGGCAUAAAAUUGAUUAAGAGAGAUAUUGUUUUUGCUGCUAGUUUAUACUUGUAAAACUAGAAGCCAUUCUUCCAUGGAAGAAUGCUGAGUGAAUGACAGGAAAAUGGAAUUGAAUGUUGUAUUUUAUUUGUAAAUACGUGAAAUUUUCUAAACAAGUGUGUAUUUUGUGAAUAAAUAAAGAAAUACUUAAUAUCAG
Messenger RNA from Gryllus bimaculatus (two-spotted cricket), 3562 nucleotides. The record is from the annotation of a GenBank genome assembly. Lineage: Eukaryota; Metazoa; Arthropoda; Insecta; Orthoptera; Gryllidae.